CACGCACGCGCUGCAACAUGCCGGGAUUGAAAGAACAGGACCUCUACCUCGACCCGUCCAUUAGGGACUGGGUCUUGGUCCCCAUCACGCUGAUCAUGGUGCUGGUUGGCUUGUUGAGGCACUAUGUUACGCUGCUGCUCAACUCGGCGCCGAAGAAGCAGCCCAAGGCGGCCGUGCGCGAGCAGCGCAUGCUCGGUCGCUCGCAGCUCCUGCGCGCAUCGUCCCCCCAGUCGCCGCUCCCCCCGGCGCAGUACCGUGCCUUCUCGGCCGCCACGGCUACGGCGCUCACGUCGGGCGAGUACAUCAAGCAGAAGACGGCCGCCGAGAAGGAGGUGUCGGUCGGCCCGUUCGACCCGUCCCAGAUGGACACGAUGAUGGACGGCAUGAAGAAGCAGGCCGUUAUGAUGGUGCCCAACAUGCUCAUCAUGCAGUACAUCAAUGUCUUCUUCUCGGGCUACAUCCUCAUCAAGCUUCCCUUCCCGCUCACUUUGGGCGCCAAGUCGUUGUUCGCGCGCGACCUUGCCAUGCCGGAUCUCAGCGUGCGCUGGGUAUCCGCGCUCUCGUGGUACUUCCUCAACCUGUUUGGCCUUAACGGCGUGUUCAAGCUCAUCCUCGGGCAGGACAAUGCCGCGGUCGACACCCGCGACAUGACCGCGACCGGCAUGCUCGCCGGCGCUGGCGGCGCGCAGCCCAUGGCUGGCCCCGCCGGCGUGCCCGACAUGGACCGCGUGUUCAAGUCUGAGGCGGAGAACCUGUCCCUCAGCGACGGCCUGUACAGCUGGGUCGGACAUGGCAUCGAGGACCGCGUGUUGAAGCGCUUCAACCGGGCGUAGGGCGAGGAGUGAGGGCGAGAGCGAGGCGCACAAUAGACGCGCGGGCGAGAUAGCUUCUGCAUCGCUUGCGUCGACCACCAAAUGCAUAGUAGUAUUGCACUGCACAAUA
This is a messenger RNA of Vanrija pseudolonga, 942 nucleotides long. Its product is annotated as ER membrane protein complex subunit 3. The coding region runs from base 18 to 833 and encodes 271 amino acids. Gene Ontology annotation, biological process: protein folding in endoplasmic reticulum. The transcript is spliced from 9 exons. Gene Ontology annotation, cellular component: membrane; EMC complex. NCBI's taxonomy places the organism in Eukaryota, Fungi, Basidiomycota, Tremellomycetes, Trichosporonales, Trichosporonaceae. The record is from RefSeq and is a predicted model, not a curated record.